GCCGAUAAGUGGCCCGGUACCCAAGUGUCUGCCCACCUAAGGUCCAAAUUCGCUCGAAGAGCACAGGAUGACAAGCGACCCCACAGUGCCGCCUCCGCCAACGUACAGCAACUCCGCCGCCAUCCAGUUGUCGGAAAAUCCGCCAUUGCUGCCGCUUCUUCCUUCCUCCGACAACCUUGCCGCCGCACUCGCCUCCCCGUCGCUGACCAUGGUUCCCUCCCUCUCUCUCUGCUGUCUACUCACAUUUGCUGAGCAAGAUGCACGAGUUUUUCCUUUUCAGACCGAGCUACGGAGCAACAAUGGAGUAGCAGACCGAUUACCGGACGAAAUUCCCAAUUUACCUCAUUUCGAUGUUCUAGAUGGCAAGGAGUAUGCUGAGAAGUACCGGAAGUAUGAAUCGGAAUACACUCAGAUGCUAUUGGCCAAAUACUUCUCCGGGAAGAAUAUCUACGGAGGGAACAUCUUCGAGGAGAAAACGAUGAUUGGUGGUGAGACCAUUAUGUCUAGCAGGUGGCCUUGUACGCGGUCAUAUGCGCAACCGACGCAGUUCUUUCAUGAACAGAACAACAAAGGCUCAGCUUUCUCGGAGAAAAACCCUAGUGAAAUCUCCAAUGGAUUUGUUCAGUCAGGGAAGAACUGUUGAGUAGGCUUCCUUCUUCUACUUUGCGUUAGAGAAGAGGAGAAAGACAUUGUAAAUUUUCAAUGUUACAGAAAGAAAGAGUUCCGGCUCUGCCUGCUUAA
This is a messenger RNA of Tarenaya hassleriana, 741 nucleotides long. RefSeq lists its product as uncharacterized. The transcript has 4 exons. Lineage: Eukaryota; Viridiplantae; Streptophyta; Magnoliopsida; Brassicales; Cleomaceae. The record is from RefSeq and is a predicted model, not a curated record. The coding region runs from base 68 to 643 and encodes 191 amino acids.